This is a messenger RNA of Populus nigra (black poplar), 1968 nucleotides long. Its product is annotated as serine carboxypeptidase-like 25. Gene Ontology annotation, molecular function: serine-type carboxypeptidase activity. Gene Ontology annotation, biological process: proteolysis. The transcript has 8 exons. Gene Ontology annotation, cellular component: vacuole. NCBI's taxonomy places the organism in Eukaryota, Viridiplantae, Streptophyta, Magnoliopsida, Malpighiales, Salicaceae. Bases 154 to 1455 code for a protein of 433 amino acids. The record is from RefSeq and is a predicted model, not a curated record.
GAUGACAUUCAAGAUCAUGACUUCCCUUCCCUUCCCUUCCGUCCCCUGCCUUGCCUCUCUCCUAUUUAAUUACACACCCCAUACACACUACUAGGAAGUGACAAGCCCAUUUAUUUUCUUCAGUUCUGCUCCUUCUUUCCACUAAUUAAGGCCAUGGUCAUGGCUGCAAAACAGAUCUUUGUUUUCAUGGUCCUUGUUUUGCUUUUGGUUGUUUUUUCUAGUGCUAGCCAUCACCAUGCAGUAAAUGAAGUAGAAGAAGAAGCAGACAGGAUAUCUUCACUUCCUGGCCAGCCUAAGGUCUCUUUUCAACAAUUCUCUGGCUAUGUUACUGUUAACAAAGUUGUUGGUAGAGCUCUCUUCUACUGGCUCACUGAGGCUGUCCAUGACCCCUCUUCUAAACCCUUGGUUGUUUGGCUCAAUGGAGGUCCUGGUUGCUCUUCUGUGGCAUAUGGUGCUUCUGAGGAAAUAGGGCCGUUUAGAAUCAACAAGACUGCCUCAGGAUUGUACCUUAACAAGUUCUCAUGGAACUCUGUGGCCAACCUCUUGUUCCUGGAAACUCCUGCUGGUGUUGGCUUCUCUUACAGCAAUCGGUCCUCUGAUUUGCUUGAUACUGGCGAUAUUCGCACUGCCGAGGACUCGUUGGAAUUUCUGGUUGGAUGGAUGAAUCGAUUCCCACGAUACAAGCACCGAGAAGUAUAUCUUACUGGAGAGAGUUAUGCAGGCCACUAUGUUCCUCAGCUGGCUAGAGAAAUUAUGAUGUACAACAAAAGGUCCAAGCAUCCAAUAAAUCUUAAAGGAUUCAUGGUUGGGAAUGCAGUUACGGACAACUAUUAUGAUAACCUUGGAACAGUGACGUACUGGUGGAGCCAUGCGAUGAUCUCUGAUAAAACAUAUCGGCAGCUCAUCAACACGUGCGAUUUUCGAAGGCAGAAGGAAUCAGUCGAAUGUGAAUCAUUGUAUAGUUAUGCCAUGGAUCAAGAAUUUGGAAACAUUGAUCAGUACAACAUUUAUGCACCCCCUUGUAACAACUCUGAUGGUAGCACCUCUACUCAUCAGAGUAUUCGAUUGCCUCACCAUCCCUACAAGGUUGUCAGGCCAUUGUCUGGCUAUGAUCCCUGUACUGAAAAAUAUGCUGAGAUUUAUUACAAUAGACCAGAUGUGCAGAAAGCACUCCAUGCCAAUGUGACCAAAACUCCUUACAAGUGGACAGCUUGCAGUGAAGUACUAAAUCGUAACUGGAACGACACGGAUGUUUCGGUUCUCCCAAUUUACCGAGAAAUGCUUGCUAGUGGAUUGAGGAUUUGGGUAUUCAGUGGCGACGUCGACUCAGUUGUGCCAGUUACAGCUACUAGAUACUCCCUAGCUCAACUUAAAUUAGCGACAAAAAUUCCAUGGCAUCCUUGGUAUGUUAAGAAGCAGAUGCGACAUUCCAAGAAUGACAAAAGGCUGGGAUGAAUGGAUUCGAUGGGCCACUAUCUCUUGACAUGGCAAGAGUUUCGUCAAUUUUUCUCGUAAACUGAGUUUUGCAGCUACAGUGUAUCAUGUAUGGCAAGAACGGAAUGCAAGGAUCUUUGCUGGAAUGUCUAGAACUUCGAAUUUGGUCUUUAAUCAAAUCGAAUGUAUCAUUCGUGAUAAGCUUGAUUUGAUGAGGAAUGUCGUACCAACAAAUGAAAACAAAAGGAUCCAACGAGCUUGGAGGGUGAAUACCAUAGAUUCUUAAUUUGUUAGUUAGCUGGUUGUAUUGGUUUCCCUAAAGAAUCUAGUGAGGUUUCAGUUUUAUGGUCGGUGGCUAGCCUGUAGCCAUCUGUUGUUUUAUGUUUCUGUUAUCAUUGUAAAUCUGGGGUAUGCCCCUUAUAAUGUUUGUAUCUUCUUCUUUUAAUACAUACGUCAACUUACCAAAAAAAAAAAGUAGACUUUUGAUAAUUCCGACUUGAAUAUCUUGAGUUAAAGAAGUCCAUUUGAUGCAAA